AUGCCGAGACAGAAGUGCGAAAAGAAGACUUUCAACAUCUACGAGUACUCCCUGUGUCUUAGAUGCAGCAGGGCCACGCCUACUAAUCGCCUCGUUGCCGCUCAAGAUGCGAACACUGAGAAGCCGGUAAACAGAGAUAAGGAUACUCAUAAUGACUCUACUACAGCUUUGAGUCCCAAGGAGGGCCUGCCAGGGAACGUAUUAGAUAGGCUGUGGACUAAGGGAGAAAAGGCGGCUGGUGGGUUAAAGACUGCUGCAAGGAGUCUCAAGGGACGUAGUUCGGGCAAGUUGGAAAGCGAAGACACCCGGGGGCUAUCGAAGGGCGCCAAAACCGCAUACGGGCAACCUCAUUGUGCCUUGUUCCAUAAGAGUAGUCAAAGUGGCGAUAUCAAUUCAGCAGAACAAUGGGCCAGAGGGUACAAAACACUUAUUGGGCCUCACCCACUCGAGUUCGACGAUGAGGUCAUGACGACGUGGUCAGGUGUAAUGGCCGAAGCUUUGGCACCUAUAUCUGAGAAUCACGAGACUGUCAAAGAAACGAUUCCAUUCAGAGAGAUUCACCAUCACACGUUGACCAAAAAACGGAACCGGGUACAACAUGGUGAAGUAGCAUUGCCUCACUCUCACAUCGAGUCUGAAGCAUUUAGGAUUGCACAGAAAAGGCUAACGGAGAUACAUAACGAGGGUCUAACGGAGAAGGCUAGACUUUCUAAAGAAGCGGCUUUGGCACGAAUACGGGCUCCUCGCUCACUGGGUCGUUCUAGCACUGAUAGACCUCGGAAUGUUGAAUAUGUUGGUCAGCAGCGGGCCAGGGCCGAUACUUUUCCUAGAUUGCCGGACACUGAUUCUUUAAGAAUUGCUGAUGCUAGGUUGGCUAGGACAAGGGACGGUCGUGGGGUUGACUUGACAUAUGGGAUCCGUAGAUAG
Molecule: messenger RNA, 927 nt
Organism: Venustampulla echinocandica
Lineage: Eukaryota; Fungi; Ascomycota; Leotiomycetes; Helotiales; Pleuroascaceae
Exons: 2
Coding region: 1-927 (308 amino acids)
Source: RefSeq, a predicted model, not a curated record